GAGCAGUCAAGAUAAGGCCUCACUUAAUCCAUCUUAGGAAGAUCUUGGAACCGUUUUCAAGGGGAAAACGGUCCCAGAUGGAUCUUUUCAAGGGGAAAACGGUCCCAUGAUGGUCCUCUUCCAUUUAUGGAUCAGGACUAGGCUUAGGGUGGUUUUGAGCACUAAUGAUCAAAGUGUUGAUCUUCACGACCUGCCAGCGCUGAUUGAAGUAGACGGUCUCUAUUUCAGGAAUCAUGCAGUUGACGCGGUGGAUGGAGAUGGUUCUGAAGUAGGAGAUGCAGCAAGUAAUUCCUUGUCGGGGGCAUCGACGUAUGAUUGGAUGGAGGAGGAGGAAGGAUUUGUUCUUGCGGGAAACAGUAG
Molecule: messenger RNA, 360 nt
Organism: Amoebophrya sp. A25
Lineage: Eukaryota; Dinophyceae; Syndiniales; Amoebophryaceae
Source: the annotation of a GenBank genome assembly